CGAGGGUUGCCAUGGAAACGGGAGGACUGCCGCUGGUUUCUACGUUCGCUCUACUCACUAUAGUCGCAGGUCAGAUGCAGGGGUCAGGCUAUAGCGAGGUGGAGCCGGAAUUUCUCUCCCCGUUGGAAAAUACUACCGUCGCACAAGGGUGGGACGUUCAUUUUACUUGCACCGUCAAUCAUCUAGGUGCAUAUAAGGUGGCCUGGAUCAAAUCAGACACAAAAACAAUCUUAGCAAUACACACGCAUAUGGUGACCCUCAACCCAAGGCUGUCAGUCACACAUAAUGGCCACAACACUUGGAAGCUGUACAUCAGCAACGUGAAACCCAAAGAUUCUGGCACUUAUAUGUGCCAGAUAAACACCGACCCUAUGAAAAGUCAGACGGGUCAUCUCUCGGUAGUUAUACCACCUGACAUAGCAGAUGACGACAGUUCUGAGGCGGGUGCACCCGAAGGUGGUUCCGUUGACCUUCGAUGUACUGCGACUGGCGUACCGGAGCCGAAAGUUACAUGGAAGAGGACCGAAGGACGCAACAUCGUGUUCCGUGACGAAAAUGGGAAAGAAAUAGAAGUUAUGGCGAACUACACGGGGUCAACCCUCUCCCUAAAAGGUCUCAAGCGAACUGAUAUGGGCACGUACUGGUGUAUCGCUUCGAACGGAAUCCCUCCGACCAAGACCCGUCGCUACGAGGUUUCUGUAUAUUUCGAGCCAAUCGUUCGCGUAGCAAGUUUGGUUGUGUGGCGCGGUGCGGGCAUGCAAGUUACUCUACAAUGCUACGUAGAGGCUUCAUCGAAGUCACUCACAAUGUGGCAACGUGGAAAAUCGCAGAUGGGUGCAAAGUUGCUGAAUAGUUCGAAGUACAUUAUAUCGGAGGAUUUUCUGAACGAAUACGCGAUGCGCAUGAACUUGACGAUAAACCGCCUCGAGAAAAAUGACUUCGGAGAAUAUACUUGCUCCGCAUCAAAUGCAUAUGGAAAAGCUAAUGCCACUAUUAUACUAAAAGAAACACCGCAAAAGACGACCACAACAACAACAACAACAACGACAACAACCACGACAACAACUACAGAGCGCACGACAACUGCAUCGGCAACAACAACGCGGCCAUCGAAGCGACACUUCAAGAAGCAACCAGACUGGAACCAGAAUGCUCUUGACAUAGAAUCUUCAUAUGGAGUCAACAACGCAUACAAUUCGUACAAUGUGAAUGCAUACGGACCGGCAAAUAGUACCCAUAAUGAAUACGCUCAACGGACCGAGAGACAGAAAGUACGGCCGUCCGGUCCGCCUCGGCAUUACGUCGUGUACAACAGAGGCACAUACUAUUACACGCCUGUGUUUAUCAUUAUCAUAACUGUAUUGAUUGUAUAAACAAUAAUUUAUUUUUAUACAUUUCUUUUCGUAUUAGGUGAUAAAAAUAUGGCUGUUGAAAUUUUAGAAUGUAACGUAAAGGGGGUUGUUGUAAGCGAUUUAGUUACUUCCCAGUGUUGACAUUGUUAUGUAAAUGAAAUCAGUCGUUAAUAUUAAUUAGUAAAUAUCAGCUUUA
This is a messenger RNA of Nymphalis io (European peacock), 1548 nucleotides long. RefSeq names its product lachesin-like. Gene Ontology annotation, cellular component: neuron projection. NCBI's taxonomy places the organism in Eukaryota, Metazoa, Arthropoda, Insecta, Lepidoptera, Nymphalidae. The record is from RefSeq and is a predicted model, not a curated record. Bases 12 to 1373 code for a protein of 453 amino acids. The transcript is spliced from 8 exons.